Mangifera indica (mango) is the source of this 1139-nucleotide messenger RNA. Its product is annotated as E3 ubiquitin-protein ligase RDUF2-like. The transcript has a single exon. NCBI's taxonomy places the organism in Eukaryota, Viridiplantae, Streptophyta, Magnoliopsida, Sapindales, Anacardiaceae. Bases 61 to 1053 code for a protein of 330 amino acids. Gene Ontology annotation, cellular component: cytoplasm. The record is from RefSeq and is a predicted model, not a curated record. Gene Ontology annotation, molecular function: ubiquitin protein ligase activity. Gene Ontology annotation, biological process: protein ubiquitination.
UCUUCUUCUCCAAAUCUUUCUCUCAGACUUUUUCUUGGUCUUUAAUACUUGGUUCUACAGAUGUCAUCAUCCACAACGUCGUCGUAUUGGUGUUACAGAUGCCUACGGAUCAUAAGCGAUUUGUCUUCAGACAACGACUUAGCUUGUCCGUAUUGCGACACUGGAUUCAUAGAAGCCAUUCAAACAGAAGCCACAGCCACCGAGCAUGAUAAUCUACCAUCCUCUGCCAUGUUUAUGAUUAACAACAAUAAUUCACGGCCAAGAAUUCGCCGGAACUCUCACGAACAGCCGCUGUCAAUUGUUAACCCAGUGAUCCUCCUACGAGGCCAGCCCAAUGAACAAGUCAACAACAACAGCCACAGCAUCUUUGAAUUAUACUACGACGACGGAUCUGAGUCGGGUCUGAGGCCAAUACCUGAAAGCGUGAUGGAAUUUCUAAUGGGUUCGGGUUUUUAUCCGUUACUUCGACAGUUAUCUCAGGUUGAUAUAGCAGGGUUAACUCGGCCGGAUAAUUUACCAGCAUCAAAAGCCGCCAUGGAGUCCAUCGCAACAAUCGAAAUCUCAUCCACACAUACAAAUUCAGAGAGUCAUUGUGCAGUAUGUAAAGAAGCAUUUGAGCUGGGAAAUUUAGCAAGAGAGCUGCCUUGCAAACAUAUUUACCACCAAGGUUGUAUAUUACCAUGGCUAGAAAUGCGCAAUUCGUGCCCAGUUUGCAGAAACGAGCUACCGGCAGGCGAAGAAAAUGAAGGAGGAAUGAUUGGGUUGUGUAUAUGGAGAUUGCCAGGAGGUGGAUUUGCGGUUGGGAGAUACAACGGGAGGAGAUCGGCGGGUGGAGAAAGAGGGCUUUCAUUUAUGUUUAGUGAUAUGGAUAAUUCAUAUGGGGAACGUGGUAGAAUUUCUCGAAGGAGGGCUGUGAGGUUCGUGAGGAGUCGGGAGAGAGAAGAGAGAGUCGGUGGAGGGCUGAGGAGGGCUUUCCGUGGACUGGGUACCUUUUUCAGAAGGUUUACAGGGGGUCGCAAUGAUAAUGCUUCCUCUUCUAUAAUGUCACAUUAGAAUAAAAUUAAUGAAUCUUGUUUACAAUUAAUUUACAUAUUAGUUCAUUAAAUGGGCAUAAAUAAUUUGUUCAUAUUUCAUUUAAA